Molecule: messenger RNA, 728 nt
Organism: Frieseomelitta varia
Lineage: Eukaryota; Metazoa; Arthropoda; Insecta; Hymenoptera; Apidae
Gene: mRpL35
Product: 39S ribosomal protein L35, mitochondrial
Exons: 4
Coding region: 101-661 (186 amino acids)
Biological process (GO): translation
Cellular component (GO): mitochondrion; ribosome
Molecular function (GO): structural constituent of ribosome
Source: RefSeq, a predicted model, not a curated record
ACCGUUGCACGGAAAUUUUAAUCCAAUUCGGAACAUCUUUCGGGUGGCCGGUCAGGCAGCCAAGGGAAAAAGGGAACGACGGAACCAGAGGAAAAGAAGAAUGCUGCGUAUUGUUAGUACCGCUGUACGAAGCAUUGCUUCGCACGCCAAUGUUGUUAAUUUAACAAGUUCUCUAAUCUUUAAACAAUAUCCUAUUACACAAUGUAUUCAGCAGAGAUUUUUUGGAGCAUUUUCUUCUACAAUUAAUCAAUGGGGUAAUAUUGGUAAUAUUAAAGAGAAGCCAAUAUUUGGACAAACAGAAGGUAUUGUACCUUUAUCAUUAACACCUGUAACGAAUUCUGUGAGAACCGUUAUAAAAUAUUCUAAACAAAAAGGCAAAAGAAAGACUGUGAAAACUGUGCUUAAAAGGUUCUACAGAUUAAAUUGGGGUAUAUGGAUCAGAACUUAUGCUGGACGUCAUAAGCAUUUGUGGAAGAAGCCUGAAGGAAGAAAAUAUAGAUUGAGACAGCAUGUUUUCUGUAAUGCAACACAGAGUACUAUGUUAGACAAAAUGGUAACAAGUUAUUGGAAAAGGCCGCACUAUUAUGUAGAUGAUCCUUAUAAUCCAUAUCACAAACGCGAAGAGUUUCCACUCACAAGAACCAAACCAAAAUUAUACUAAUAUAAUACAACUUGUAUAAACUUUAUUGAAAAAAAUCUGUAUAUACAAAUACAAAAUUUAUGCUCUA